ACAUGCUGAUAGCUUGUUGUUAGAGUAUAUCACUUGAACCCCCGGCACAGAGACAAGUGUCUUUUUUGACCGCUCAAGACUUGGAGAAUAAUAAUGUAAAGAGCAUAUAUAAGCCUUCGUUUGAAUUGACAGAUCAAGAGUUAGGUAAGACGAGCUGAACAAGAAGCUUUGAUUCAUUUUACAAAUGCAUACAGGCGCUAUUCAUUUGGGGUAGUAUACUUUUGCACCUUUGGUCUGCUGGGAAUCGGCUGGCUUGUGGACCUCGUCCGCAUGUACUGGCUGGUGAAACAAGCUAAUGAGAAGGCAGAGAACCCUUGGCUCAGGCAACAGUUUUCCAUGGUGGAUGCCUACGUUCUAUGGUUUCCUUUUGGCUUCUUUGGAUACCACCUGUUUUACUUGCAGAGACCGGCACAAGGUAUCCUAUACAUCACGACAGGCGGGUUCUUUGGUGUAGGCUGGCUUGUCGAUCUUUUCAGAAUUCCUUAUAUGGUCAAGUCGAUGAAUGCUUUGCCCGGACCCUACGAAAAAGACCGACAUUUGGUAGAGUCAGGAUGUCUCACCUUCUAUUUGACAGGCAUCGCCGGGUGUCACCAUUUCUACCUGAAGAGACCCGUGUGGGGUAUCCUCUACACAUUCACCUUGGGACUCGCUGGUUUCGGUUGGCUCUACGACUGGUUCCGGUUCGUGAUCUUGACCCGAAGGGCUAAUGCUAUAAAGAACGGCACCCUCAGUUCCAGUAAAAAGUUCAAGGACGACAUCUUCAUCCUCUGGUUCCCAUUGGGUAUUCUUGGUUUCCAUCACUUUUACGUCCACCGCUACGGGUGGGGCUUCCUCUACAUCUGCACGUUCGGUCUCUUCUUCUUGGGCUGGUUCGCAGACAUAUUCCGCAUUUGGUCCUUUGUUGACGAGUUCAACCGUCAGGAAGAGGAACGUGAGCGUGAGACGAGGCAACCAAUACCGACAUGUGCGCAACAGACAAACGUGCCAGCCCACCCUUUGUCAAGGGAAGUGCCGGAAGUAGGUGGCGCGACGGCGACGUCACAUCUUGGACCGUCACCAGGGUUACCGGCGACGGCACCUUAUCAUUGGUUACCAGGAAGUGGUGGGGAAAGAACGGAUCCAGGCAUUGUCGAACAAG
This is a messenger RNA of Aplysia californica (California sea hare), 1138 nucleotides long. RefSeq lists its product as uncharacterized. The record is from RefSeq and is a predicted model, not a curated record. Gene Ontology annotation, cellular component: plasma membrane; early endosome. NCBI's taxonomy places the organism in Eukaryota, Metazoa, Mollusca, Gastropoda, Aplysiida, Aplysiidae. Gene Ontology annotation, biological process: endocytosis.